This is a messenger RNA of Argentina anserina (silverweed cinquefoil), 949 nucleotides long. Its product is annotated as VQ motif-containing protein 8, chloroplastic-like. The transcript has a single exon. Bases 40 to 765 code for a protein of 241 amino acids. NCBI's taxonomy places the organism in Eukaryota, Viridiplantae, Streptophyta, Magnoliopsida, Rosales, Rosaceae. The record is from RefSeq and is a predicted model, not a curated record. Gene Ontology annotation, cellular component: nucleus.
UCCAUUCCUCUGUUUUGAUUAGCCACGAACUCUGUGGGGAUGUUUAAUCAAAAUGAACAACGCUCAGUAGCAAGGAGGGAGACGACGAUGAGCGGCAACCGACCGACUCCAUUGAAGAUCAACAGAGAUUCACAUCUCAUUCACAAACAACAGCCUUCACGCAUGGCCGGAUCUCAGGGAUAUCAUCAACAGCAAGAACAGCAGCGCCGUCCGGUCAUCAUUUACACUUAUUCUCCAAAAGUCAUCCACACAAGACCCCACGAUUUCAUGGCUUUGGUCCAAAAGCUCACGGGCCUCUCGCGCUCUGAUGAAAACCAAACUCAUAAAGAAUUAGCCGCAUACAAAACCCUACAUGCUCGUCAAGUUGGGGAUCACAAAGAUGAUAGUACUAUCGCUGAUAGGUCUAUAAAUGAUAAUGAGACCUCUUCUGGUAUGACGGAUGAAAUUAGCGGCGGUGAUAUUCGUGAGGAAGAGAAUGUUAAUGUUGGAGGUGAUGUUCAAGCUGACAAAUCAUGUUUCAAAGCAUCAUCAGCAGGUCCAAAUCGUAGUUUUAGCGGUUUCAGCCCAAUGCAGCAGCAGAAUCAGCAUCCAUAUUUUGCAGAUAUUCCAAUGUUUACACCGACAUCGAUGAAUCAGCAUCAAUACUUCUGCUCACCUCGCCCACUUAACAGAUUUCCGGAUUCGAGCUCGCAGAUCUCUCCGAGUACUCUUUGCGGAUCGAUCUCUCCUUCAAUGUUCAAGUUCAUCAAGGGACUACCAGAAUAGUAAGCAGCUAGCUAGCUACAACAUGCACUACUGUUUGAUUCAUUCAUUGAUUCUUUUGUUAUGUGAACUUGUCCAUAGCUCCGUUACUGAAUUCUUGUAGAUUGAUCAAUCUCUGUAAUUUUCAUAAUUAAUUGUACGUCAGGGAAAGCUGCUACCAGCUCCAUCUUUGAUUUUAUGUAUUUGA